Molecule: messenger RNA, 5299 nt
Organism: Megalobrama amblycephala (Wuchang bream)
Lineage: Eukaryota; Metazoa; Chordata; Actinopteri; Cypriniformes; Xenocyprididae
Gene: atp1a1b
Product: ATPase Na+/K+ transporting subunit alpha 1b
Exons: 22
Coding region: 145-3222 (1025 amino acids)
Biological process (GO): potassium ion import across plasma membrane; intracellular sodium ion homeostasis; proton transmembrane transport
Cellular component (GO): membrane
Molecular function (GO): P-type sodium:potassium-exchanging transporter activity; ATP binding; ATP hydrolysis activity
Source: RefSeq, a predicted model, not a curated record
UGGUUGUUCAGUUUCUACACAAACUCUCAUAUGAGUUGAGCUGCAGCAGAGUUGCUGCUGAUUUGAUGCUCUGCUCCUGACAUCUGAAAAGGGCUUUGAAAGUGAACAUAAAGUUGCACAUUCGCCGUGCACAAGCAAGCAAAAAUGGGAGUUGGGGAUGGACGGGACCAGUAUGAGCUGGCGGCAACGUCAGAUCAAGGAGGGAAGAAAAAGAACAAAGCCAAAAAGAAGGAGAAAGAUAUGGAUGAGCUGAAAAAGGAAGUGGAUUUGGAUGAUCACAAACUGACUUUGGAAGAGCUCCACCGUAAAUAUGGUACAGACUUGAGCAGAGGUCUUACAAGCGCCCGUGCGGCAGAGAUUCUGAUCCGUGAUGGACCUAAUGCCCUCACUCCACCUCCAACUAUCCCAGAAUGGGUGAAGUUCUGUAAGCAGAUGUUUGGAGGUUUCUCCAUGCUAUUGUGGACUGGUGCCGUUCUCUGCUUUCUUGCAUAUGGUAUUCAGGCAGCAAUGGAGGAUGAGCCUGCCAAUGACAAUCUGUAUUUGGGAGUUGUGUUAUCAGCUGUGGUGAUCAUCACCGGAUGUUUCUCAUACUAUCAAGAUGCUAAGAGCUCAAAAAUUAUGGACUCUUUCAAGAAUUUGGUUCCCCAGCAAGCAUUGGUUGUCCGUGAUGGUGAGAAGAAGCAAAUUAACGCUGAAAACGUGGUGGUUGGUGAUCUGGUGGAAGUAAAAGGUGGUGACAGGAUCCCUGCUGACCUGAGAAUCAUAGCCUCACAUGGCUGCAAGGUGGAUAACUCCUCACUGACUGGAGAAUCAGAGCCUCAGACACGGUCCCCGGAUUUCUCAAAUGAUAAUCCACUAGAGACCAGGAAUAUUGCUUUCUUCUCCACCAAUUGUGUAGAAGGUACUGCACGCGGCAUCGUCAUCAGCACCGGAGACCGUACUGUAAUGGGCCGAAUUGCAACACUUGCGUCUGGUCUAGAGGUUGGGCGCACCCCCAUUUCCAUUGAGAUCGAACACUUCAUCCACAUCAUCACAGGCGUGGCUGUCUUCCUGGGUGUCUCUUUCUUUAUUCUGUCUCUCGUUCUUGGUUACUCCUGGUUGGAGGCUGUUAUCUUUCUUAUUGGCAUCAUUGUGGCCAAUGUGCCUGAAGGUCUUCUUGCUACAGUCACGGUUUGUCUCACCCUCACAGCUAAACGUAUGGCUAAGAAAAACUGUUUGGUUAAGAACCUUGAGGCCGUUGAAACCCUGGGCUCAACCUCAACCAUCUGUUCUGAUAAAACUGGCACAUUAACGCAGAAUCGCAUGACUGUAGCUCACAUGUGGUUUGAUAACCAGAUCCAUGAGGCUGACACCACAGAAAAUCAGAGCGGGACCUCCUUUGACCGCAGCUCGGCCACCUGGACUGCAUUGGCACGCAUUGCUGGGCUCUGCAACAGGGCUGUGUUCCUGGCAGAACAGACCGAUGUGCCAAUUCUGAAGAGAGAUGUUGCUGGGGAUGCGUCUGAAUCUGCUCUGCUGAAAUGCAUUGAGCUUUGCUGUGGAUCAGUCAAAGAAAUGAGAGAAAAGUACACCAAAGUGGCGGAAAUCCCUUUCAACUCUACAAACAAAUAUCAGUUGUCAGUGCACAAGAACCCAAAUGGUGGCACAGAGUCUAAACACCUGCUGGUCGUGAAAGGAGCCCCAGAGAGAAUCCUGGACCGCUGUGCUACUAUACUGAUACAAGGGAAGGAGCAGCCUUUGGAUGAUGAAAUGAAAGAAUCCUUUCAGAAUGCUUAUCUGGAGCUUGGGGGCCUUGGAGAAAGAGUUUUGGGCUUCUGUCAUUUCUACCUCCCUGAUGAACAGUUUCCAGAAGGUUUCCAGUUUGAUACUGAGGAUGUGAAUUUCCCUACGGAGAAUCUGUGCUUUGUGGGUCUCAUGUCAAUGAUCGACCCUCCACGUGCUGCUGUACCUGAUGCUGUAGGCAAAUGCAGAAGUGCAGGAAUAAAGGUUAUCAUGGUAACUGGUGACCAUCCAAUCACUGCAAAAGCCAUAGCAAAGGGUGUUGGGAUUAUUUCUGAGGGUAAUGAGACUGUGGAAGACAUUGCUGCUCGCUUGAAUAUACCUGUCAAUGAGGUCAACCCCAGAGAUGCAAAGGCCUGUGUGGUUCAUGGUGGAGACCUGAAGGACCUCACGGCUGAACAGCUAGAUGAUAUUCUGAAGUACCACACAGAAAUUGUGUUCGCCAGAACGUCACCACAGCAGAAACUGAUUAUUGUUGAGGGGUGUCAGCGACAGGGAGCCAUUGUGGCUGUAACAGGGGAUGGUGUGAAUGAUUCUCCUGCACUGAAGAAGGCUGAUAUUGGUGUUGCUAUGGGCAUUGCUGGCUCAGACGUGUCCAAACAGGCUGCCGACAUGAUCCUGCUAGAUGACAACUUCGCCUCAAUCGUCACAGGCGUAGAAGAAGGGCGUCUGAUCUUUGACAACUUGAAGAAGUCCAUUGCUUACACCCUGACCAGUAACAUCCCUGAGAUCACACCCUUUCUGUUCUUCAUUAUCGCCAACAUCCCCUUGCCUUUAGGAACUGUUACCAUUCUGUGUAUUGACCUGGGAACAGACAUGGUCCCUGCUAUUUCUCUGGCAUAUGAGGCUGCUGAGAGUGAUAUCAUGAAGAGACAACCCAGAAACCCUAAAACAGACAAGUUGGUGAAUGAAAGACUUAUUAGCAUUGCAUAUGGGCAGAUAGGUAUGAUUCAGGCUCUGGCUGGAUUUUUUGCAUACUUUGUCAUUCUUGCCGAAAAUGGCUUUUUACCAUCAAGACUACUAGGAAUUCGUGUUGGUUGGGAUGACAAACAUAUUAAUGACCUGGAGGACAGUUACGGACAACAGUGGACAUAUGAACAGAGAAAGAUUGUGGAGUUCACUUGCCACACAGCGUUCUUCGCCAGCAUUGUGAUUGUGCAGUGGGCCGAUCUGAUUAUCUGCAAGACCAGGCGUAAUUCUGUCUUCCAGCAGGGAAUGAAGAACAAAAUCCUGAUCUUUGGAUUGUUUGAGGAAACAGCACUAGCGGCUUUCUUGUCUUACUGCCCUGGCAUGGAUGUGGCUCUCAGAAUGUACCCACUCAAGCUCAAUUGGUGGUUCUGUGCCUUGCCGUACUCUCUUCUCAUCUUUAUUUAUGAUGAAAUCAGAAAGCUCGUCCUUAGAAGGAACCCUGGAGGUUGGGUGGAAAGAGAGACGUACUACUAGACCAUCAUGUUAGCAAUACAUUUGUGAGCUAUCUUUGUGGCGUUACAGUAGUUUAUCUCUUCUGAAAUUAACCUGUAAAUUUUAAAAUAUUUUUAUAUAGAACAAUUGUAGUACUGAGAUCAUGCUGACACUACAUGCCGUGCUUAGACUUGAAAAACUUGAAAAGUUUUUAAUUGUGUAAUUUGAAUAAACUGUCGACUUCACUAAAGAUGUGGUCUCAUUCAGUAACUUUCUGUCUUGUAAGUGACAGUACGAUUUCUGAUUUUUUUUUUUGUAUGUUAUGUUAAUUAUCUUGGUACAGUAAGGAUGGAAUAUCCAUAUUGAUGGUCAAUAUGGAUAUAUACAGUAAAUGUGCCAGUGAUGUUUUUGUGAAGGUAGCAAGUGAUGUUUUUGCAAGUCUGUACUGCGUAUUAUAGUGUAAUUAAUUAAUUUCUAAAUAAAUAUAUUUAAGUGUAUUAUUAAGACACAUCAAUAUGAACAUAGUGCCUAUGUUGCUUGUUAUAUAGUUUGUACUAAAAUGUGUUUUUCUGUCUUCAUUCAGUCAACUUUCUCACUGAAUGGUUCUUUCAAGAUGGCUAAGAGCCUAGUAACCCAGAAGAAUAGAAUCGUGUUGGCAUGGAUACACAGCAGUAGCCCUAAACUAUUUCAUUUAGAAUUUAAGGAACAGAAUGUGCCUGUAUUUUCUCUUUGUUUUUCAUUCAUUUAGAACCCACUGGAAUGUUAAACCACUCUUUGCUUUUUGUUAUUCUGCAGUGGUGUUACUGGGUUGAUUUGGCUUACACACACACACACACACACAAACUAAGCUAACACUGCACAAAAAUUCAUCUUUCUGAACUACUUUUUUGAUAAAUCAUGACUGCAUGAUUCAUUUUGAGCAUGAGCAAUAUGAAAGGGCAGUGACUUCUAGAUCAAUACUUUUCAGCCCACUAUAGAUAAAUCAUGAUUUAUUAGUGCAAAGUCCAUGCUUUUUGUUUUUGCAGACAAAUUAAUUACUAAAAUUUAUCUCAGUCAAACUUUCUUUUUGUGAAUGUGAUUAACAGAUUAACACUAACUAAUCAUCUCUGACUGAAUGUGACAAACUACACUCAAACUCAAGACAAUAUAUUCAAACCACCACAUAAAACUGUAGGCAAUUAGUUUUUUAUAAUAAUUAUGAAAAAUUAUUAUUUUUUGUUUAUCAGUAUUUGAACAUAUAUAGCUUACAUAUUAUUCAGCAGUAUCUUGGCAGUCAAGGUGACCCAAGUCCUGCUGAUCUUGAUCCAGAUCCUGACAGAGCCAGAUGGGUCUACAGUCAAUAUUACUCUCAUUAAUGUCAGUUCUGUCUUGUUUAAUUGCCUUUUUUAGCUUGCAUGUAUCUCCUUGUCAGCCUUCUUGUUCCACACAUUUUUACACCUGUGGCUUGUAAUCCUUUUUCAGUCAAUGUGAGCCAGAAACCCCAUUUUGUGAGCCAUAAUUUACUUGCAUUUUGUCAUUGCUUUCCUGAUUUCCUAUUGAAAGAAAUGUUUUAGAAUAUGAAUUGUCUGCAUUUGGGUUAAAAAAAUAUUACCUUUAUUAUGCAACUUCAUAUGCAUACCAAUUGCAUGCUUUUGUAGGCCAAUGCAAUGUGAUGUUCUUCUUUUUGAGAUGGAAAGUGUUUGACUCCAACCCAUAUGAGAAAGUAACUCUUCAAAGCACUAGAAGAGGCCUGCAGAGAUAUUAAGGUGUGGGAGGUAUGCUCCCACACCUUUUGGUGUGUUUUGGUGUCAGUAUUUAAAAAAAAAAAGAAAAAAAAAUUAAUAAAUGCAAUGUCUGAAAAGAAUGGUUGGAAUUUUAUGCAUUGUCUUUAUGUAAAUAUAAAACGCCCCAGAAGCAUAUAAAAAAGUGGCUGUUCAAACAAAAACAUUUUUUUCUUAAAUGUCUUAUAAAAAAAAGCUCUUUACAGGUAUUUCCUGGAUUGUUGAAACCUUUUCUUUAAAUUGCAAAUCUCUUGUAGUAAAUCAUUAGCUGACAACAUGCACGAGCUAAUGUAACUGCUGUAUCACUGCAUCAGCAACUACACAGUUACUGCCUUUAAAUAAAGCAACAUGCAGCAGAU